CACAACUAAGUAGUCCAUCACAGUACUUGACCACGGUGAUAUACGACUCCAUGACGAUUAGGCUCAUAGAUAUAACCCUUCUCCAGAAUCUACCAGUGGUACGGUAUACCUGCGUUAACAUACGGCAAGUAUGGGCGUGCGUGAUCUGGAACGUGAACGUCACAGGUUCUUCGGUUCCCCGAGCUUCAUAAAUAUUUAUAGAUUGCUUUCUCUCUCAACCUUUUUCGGCCCCCAGCCCUCGACACUAAGUAGUGCCCGCUGUCCCAUUGGGAUACAGACUACCUUCCAAAAAACAUGGUCCUUCCUUUAUUAACUGCAGCACAUCGCAGAUUUAUCAUUAUUGCGUUAAUCGCUGUGUUGUGUGUAUUUUAUUUUAUGAGUAUGGGACCCGAAGACUAUUACUCGUCUGCCAAAAGUUUGUCCACAGGACAGUCCAAGGACUCUACAAGUGUCGAACAGACAAGCGAUACCCCACUACUACUCGGAUCGGCUCCAGCACAGAGCAAACCAUCACCCUCCUUUGGCAAUAUCACUCCACAUGACGUAUCUUCUCCCCGCAGAGCCAACGCUACGUUGGUGAUGCUCGCGCGCAACAGCGAUCUCGACGGCGUGAUAUCAAGUGUAGAACAGCUGGAGGCCAAGUUCAAUCGCAAGUUCAAAUACCCCUGGGUGUUUUUGAAUGACCAACCCUUCUCUUCUGAGUUCAAAAGGCGUGUCAGCGUGUUGACUGAUGCAGAUGUGUCUUUUGGGCUAAUCCCUCACGAAAUGUGGGUACAACCGGACUGGAUAGAUGAAGGGCGAGCUCAGGCGGGACGCAAUAUGCUAGUGAAAGAAGGCGUAAUUUAUGGCGGCAGUGUUUCUUACCGUAAUAUGUGUCGGUUUAACUCAGGGUUCUUUUUCCGCCAUGAACUCUUAACGCCAUACAAGUGGUACUGGAGAGUAGAACCCGACGUCAGAUUUUACUGUGACCUGGACUAUGACCCUUUUGUAUUCAUGGAAGAUCAUGACAAGGUUUAUGGCUUCACGAUUUCAAUGCCAGAAUGGGCACCUACUAUAAUCUCGCUGUGGUCGAUAGUGCAAGAGUUCAUCUCGGAAUUCCCUCAAUACGUGUCACCCGACAACGCAAUGGAUUUUAUAUCUGAUGAUGCCGGCGAUAGUUUCAACAUGUGUCACUUUUGGUCAAACUUCGAAAUUGCGGAUAUGGAUUUCUGGAGGGGCGAAGCUUACACAAAAUUCUUUGACUAUCUCGAGAACGCAGGAGGGUUUUACUAUGAGAGAUGGGGGGAUGCACCUGUUCAUAGCAUCGCCGCAGCCUUAUUUGCUCGCAAGGAUCAAUUGCAUUUCUUUAAAGAUAUCGGUUAUAAACACGCUGAAUUUGCUCACUGUCCCCAGGGUAAACAGUGGCGAGAAGGACACUGCUCAUGCAAUCCGAACGAUAACUUCGAUUUUGCGCAAAGCUCAUGCCUGAGGAAUUUCAUGCGGUUAGACGAUUGGAUGUUCGGUUGAUUAAAGAUAGACGCUACGAUGUAUUUCUACCGUGCAGAAUAAACUAUUUUAAGUCGC
Messenger RNA from Suillus clintonianus, 1563 nucleotides. Its product is annotated as glycosyltransferase family 15 protein. Gene Ontology annotation, biological process: cell wall mannoprotein biosynthetic process; protein N-linked glycosylation. Gene Ontology annotation, cellular component: Golgi apparatus; membrane. The transcript has 14 exons. The record is from RefSeq and is a predicted model, not a curated record. NCBI's taxonomy places the organism in Eukaryota, Fungi, Basidiomycota, Agaricomycetes, Boletales, Suillaceae. The coding region runs from base 295 to 1506 and encodes 403 amino acids. Gene Ontology annotation, molecular function: alpha-1,2-mannosyltransferase activity.